Peromyscus eremicus (cactus mouse) is the source of this 4104-nucleotide messenger RNA. It is a transcript of the gene Rtl1, whose product is annotated as retrotransposon Gag like 1. The coding region runs from base 1 to 4104 and encodes 1367 amino acids. The transcript has 2 exons. Lineage: Eukaryota; Metazoa; Chordata; Mammalia; Rodentia; Cricetidae. The record is from RefSeq and is a predicted model, not a curated record.
AUGAUAGAACCCUCUGAAGACUCAUUUGAGACGAUGAUGGAGCUUAAUAAUCCAUCAUCAAAACAAAUGGAGUCCUCCGAGGGCUCAUCCAACACCGUUGAGGAGACACCAGGCAGCAGCGGGGCACAGGCGCAGGCAGAGGCGGGCUCAGACAAUGGCCCAGCCCAGGAAGGAAAAGAGCCACCCAGUGGCUCGACCCAGGAAAUGCAAGAGCUGCCCAUUGAUCUAUACCAAAACUUGGAGGAGCCAUUCAGUGGCCUUGUCCCAUGUGAGGAACGAGAGGAUCCACCCAGUGACCUACUCCAAGACAUGGAGGAGUCAUGUGAUAGUUCACAAGAGGAAGGGGAGGAUCCACUCAGUGAGAUUGCUAUCUCAUCUGAUGGCAUAGAUUCAGUGUUCGUCAACUCAUCUGAGACCCAGACAGAGCAAGGAGAUGAGACUGACCUGGAAGAUGAAGAAGAUGAGGAGAACCUCGAAGAGGAGGAUCAGCCCGGGAGCUCUCCGGAACAAGUCAUGGCCACAAUGGAGUCCAUCAUCUCGGUGUUCCUCCGAAUGCAAGACAUUGAACACCAACAGAGAGUAGCAGAGAGGAUCUUGAUGCAAGCCAUCGAAGAAGGCCGGCUUCCCAAACUCAGGCACUUCUCUGGAGAUCGCAGAGAAUACCAUGAGUUCAUUGUGCUCUGUCAGAUGACCCUACAGAACUACCCAUCGAUGUUGCACAACGACCAGCUACGGGUGAAAUUUGUCAUGUGUCAUCUGUCUGACCUAGCCUUAGAAUGGGCCAACAGCCUGGUAGAGCAGAACAGCCCCUUACUGAACAACUACUCAGGCUUCAUCGAGGCCAUGUCAGAAAUGUUCGAGUACAGGCAGACGCUGCGCGUGGCAGAAGACGCCAUGUUCAAUAUCAGGCAGGGGAACCGCGGUGUUGCCGAAUACAUCAAUGAAUUCCAGAGUCUAAUACCCACCUUGGGCUGGCCAGAUGAAGUCCUGCAGGCCCACUUGUGCCAGGGGCUCAAUGAAGACAUCAGGCAUUAUCUGUUUCGAAUCCCCCAGCCGGAAUCCCUGGAGAACCUGAUGGUGCUCGUCCUGCAAAUUGAAGAUAAGCUGGCAGAGAGAAGGGCAAUACUCAGGCUGCCCCCCGAGUCCCGCCCAAGGAACAUGAUCUGGCUUGACCCACCUGCCCCAGAGAAGUGGAGUGUGAGCAGCUGGCUGCCCAAUGCGUUCCAUCCAAACAUCAAUCGUGCCCACCUCUUCCUGCUGCUCAUGGUGAGGGUGAACCCCUACCACAGUGUCGCAGUGCAGGCCCUGGUGGACUCAGGAGCAGAAGGGAACUACAUGGAUGAGAAGUUUGCCCAAGAACAUUACGUGGAGCUCUAUGAGAGACCCUAUCCACAGGCAGUCCAAACCGUGGAUGGCUCCCUCAUCGGCAAUGAACCCAUCUGGCUGUACACCGAACCCCUGAUGUGUAUCCAGCAGAAUCAUUGUGAGUACAUCGAAUUUGACAUCGUACCUUCACCCCACUUCUCUGUGGUCCUUGGCAUCAAGUGGCUCCGUACCCAUGCACCUGAAGUUGACUGGAUCAAAGGCCGUUGUACCUUCCACUCUCCCUACUGCCUGAAGAAUUGCUUCCACCCACCCCCACCAUGCAUCGCACUGGAGAAAGUUAGCAUGGCCAUGCUACCCGGAUUGCCGCAAUUAUAUUCAGACCUGGCCGACGUGUUUAACCCGAAGGAAGCAGAUGAUGAGACUUCCGACCAGCCAAGCUCAGACGGAUCCGAUGAUCUUUCUGAAUCAGAGCCCUCUGAGCUUCAGCAGGCUGGAGACAGUGAUCACAACGACGUCUUUUAUGAGAGUUCUUCCAAGAGGCCUUGUCAAUCUGUGAGUGCCAGGAUGCAAGAAAAAGCCAGGCAGCAAGAGCAAUACUGGAUACUAUAUGACAUGCUGAAUGAAAGACGGGACUACAUACAGAUGAUGCCAGAACUGUUUGACCAGUUACAUGGAGCUACAUGGUUCACAAAACUGGAGCUGCGAGACAUUGCUAAGGAACCCAGGGUGGACUACAGCCUCACACACACAGAAGACACAUGGAGAGCAACAUUUGGUUUGAGCCCUUACCAGAUGAGAUGCUACCGGCCCUUCACAAUAGACUCAUACGCUGACGACUGUGAUAAUGAGAUUCACUUUAUCCUAAAAGACAUCCUAGGCUUCUAUGCGAUUGCCCAUGGCCGAGAGCUCCUGAUCUACUCAAUGAGCCAGGAGGAACACUUUGAUCAUGUCCGCCAAGUCCUGCUCCGCCUUCGCGGUCACAAUAUCCACUGCUCCCUGGACAAAAGCCAGUUCCAUCGCCAGACCGCAGAAAUCAUGGGUUUCGCCCUAUCCCCCAAAGGGGUGAAACUGAACAAGACCCUCAUGAACCUCAUCAUGGGGUGUACUGCCCCCGGCAACAGGAAGGGCCUGCAAGCCGUUAUCGAACUCUUCUAUCCCUACCGCCAUUUUGUGGAGCACUUUGCCAUCAUUGCAGAGCCCCUGGUGAGGCUGCUGCUGAGCUCAGAGACCUACUGCUGGAGAGAAGAGCAUCAGGAAGCCUUAGACUGCCUAAAGAGGGCUUUCCGAAAGGCACCCAUUCUGUACCACCCCAAGCAUCAGAACCCAUUCUACUUGGAAACAGGCGUCAUUGGGUCAUUCCUAUAUGCCUCCCUGAUCCAAACUGAUGAAGAAACCGGCAAAAAAGCUACCUGCGCUUUCUACUCACGACAUCUCUCCCCAAUCGAGGUGAAGUACCCUCAAGUGGAGUUGAGGAUCCUUCCAAUCCGGGCUUCCUUCAAAGUGUGGUGUCGCUACCUGGAGAACACCGAGGAGCCCAUCAUGAUCCUUCUCAACACAGAGGAUCUAGCCUCUCUGAAUAAUGACAGGCUCACCGUACUUCUCCCCGGGCAUUGGAUCUUCUUCUUCUCUCACUUCCAUUAUGAUGUGAUGGAGCUGCCUGAUGAUGAUGACCCCCGAGCUCUGUCCCGUAGAAAUCCAAACCAGAGAGCCGUGAAAGGCAGAUACAUGAGGCCACUGAUGCUUCUUGCCCUGAGGGCAAACCAAAGGGACUCGUUCUCUGAUUCUGAAUCUGAGGCUGAGACUGAGUCCGAGGACAGUGACGAUGAGUCAGACCAGGAAGAAUUGAAUCGGCAGGCCCUGGUGCAGGAGGUACUCUCUAACAUCCCGAUAGAACAUAUCCUCAACAGUCUCCUGACCCACUUCAGCAGGGUCCAGAUCCGGUCCGUUGUCCUACACUUCUUCCGUGGCCUGCUCUACUGGAAGAGUGUCCUGGGUGUGGCGUCCCUCCUGGCGAUGAUGAGGGUGAGGCAGCACCUCUCCCCACUGCCUGCCCCCUCUUUGGAGGUGGCCAGGCCUGAGCCCCGACACACACUCCGGCUCAUCCUGGACUCAAGCCUCAUUGCAGGUAGUGGCAUGGCCACAGCCAUCACUCAGUUGCUCAGCCAGAUGCCCCCUGUAGCGCGGGCCAACACCCUUCCAGCUCGAGAGCUGGCUGAACUGUACCUGAGCCCCAGGUGCUGGCAUCGAAAUGCCCUGCAUUCCCAGCCCCCACGGGGCCUGCGAUUCACCCCAGGGUUCUGGUUGACCCUGUGUGAGUUCUUCGGGGUCAGAGUCAACCCCGAGGAGGACAUCUUCCCGGACCCACACCAGCAACGAUACUUAGAGCUGCACGUCGUUGGUGAUGAAGAUGUCGUCUUGCGAGAAGCCCUGCAAGACGACCUGCAACGUUACCGUCAGUGUGGCCUGCAUGACGGCCUGCAAGACACCUCGCAGGACGCGCAGGACAACGACGUGCAAGAAGCCCUGCUUGGCGACCAAGAAGCGGUCACCUUCCGCCCGCGAAAUCUGAUGGACCCAGAGGUCCUAGAUUUCCUCAACAACCGCCUACUCUACAUUCUUGGUGCUGAUGGCCGGCUUACUCUGCUCAGCAGAGAUGAGGUGGCUCGGGCCCUCACACGAUUCCUGACCAUGGCCUCCAGAAUGGCACUGCUUUCCCCAGCCAGGGAACAGGCAAGGCUAGAAGCACUGCCAGACUCAUCAGAUGAUGAACUUGACUGA